Messenger RNA from Echinops telfairi (small Madagascar hedgehog), 6381 nucleotides. It is a transcript of the gene N4BP1, whose product is annotated as NEDD4 binding protein 1. Gene Ontology annotation, biological process: negative regulation of protein ubiquitination; negative regulation of proteasomal ubiquitin-dependent protein catabolic process. Bases 116 to 2536 code for a protein of 806 amino acids. The transcript has 7 exons. Gene Ontology annotation, cellular component: PML body; nucleus. NCBI's taxonomy places the organism in Eukaryota, Metazoa, Chordata, Mammalia, Afrosoricida, Tenrecidae. The record is from RefSeq and is a predicted model, not a curated record.
CGCACGCAUCUGGCUGCAGCUGUGCGGGGCGCAGGAGGCGGUGUACAGCGCCAAGGAAUAUAUUAAAGGAAUCUGUGAACCUGAAUUGGAAGAAAGAGAAUGUUAUCCCAAAGCCAUGCACUGCAUUUUUGUUGGGGCACAGAGCCUCUUUCUGAAGAGCCUGAUUCAGGAUACCUGUGCCGACCUGUGCAUUCUGGACAUCGGUCUUCUGGGCAUCCGAGGGAGCGCGGAGGCUGUUGUCAUGGCUAGGAGUCACAUUCAGCAGUUUGUAAAGCUCUUUGAGAAUAAUGAGAACCUACCCAGCAGUCAGAAAGAAUCAGAGGUGAAAAAGGAGUUUAAACAGUUUGUUGAAGCACGAGCAGACAAUUACACGAUGGACUUGCUGAUUUUGCCCACUUCCUUAAAAAAAGAACUUUUGACUCUCACACAAGGUGAAGGGAAUCUAUUUGAAACUGGAGAAAAUGAUGUUAUUGAAAUUAGAGAUUGUAAACAAGCAGAGUUUACACAGGAUAUUGCCACAGGGAUGAAUAUUACCAGCGAUGAAAUAAUUUUGCAGGACGAUGCAAGAGAUAAAGCUGGCACUCCUGUGUCUGAGCUCACUCAGAAAAUGGACACCGUCUUUUCUCGCUCACCGGAUGUGCUCUUUGUUCCGGCAAAUGGUCUGUCCCCAGAUGAAGAAGGGCUUUCCAAAGAAAGAAUUUGUCACAAAAGGAGAUCUUCUGAUUCUGAAGAAAGAAAUACCAAGAAGCCGUUUUCUUUGGAAAAUGUUGAGGAAGGGGAGCUUUUACAUGAUGGAAAGACAUCAGCCAGCAGUGUAAUCAUUGACCUAUCUGAGUCUGAUUCUGAAUAUUUCAGUCCAGACGUAAAGGACACGAGUGAGGAAAUGGAGUACAACAUCCUUGUAAACUUUUUUAAAACCAUGGGCUAUUCCCAAGAAAUUGUUGAAAAGAUCAUUAGGGAAUUCGGACCAUCUACUGAACCCUUAUUGCUCUUAGAGGAAAUUGAAAAAGAAAAUAAAAGAUUCCAAGAAGACAAAGAAUUUUCAUCUGAUAACAUGUAUCCAGAGACCAAUAAAACCAAAAAUAAAGGCAUUUGUAGUAAUGUAAAUGCACUUACCGUGGAUUCCACUGCAAAGAAAACACAGACUCACACACAGAAAAAUAUGGUAGAAAAAUUUUCUCAGUUACCAUUUAAAGUAGAGUCAAAACCAUGUACCUCCAAUUGCAAAAUUAAUACUUUUAGAACAGUGCCAGCAGAACAGAAACAAGAAAUCUGGGGUACAAACCAGAACUACACGUGUAACAUAGAUCUGGAAACUGAUGGCCUGUCACCCUCUGUUACUCCUUCAAGUCCCAAAGAAGCUGUCCAUUUUGUUUCAAGGGGAGCUUCACAUCAUCAGCCCAGAAUUCCAGUUUUUCUUGAGAAUGGCUUGCAGCACCAAGCAGAACCCUUGCUCCCAAGUAAUAUGAAAGCCGCCUGUGAAAGCCGCUCAGGAUGUGCUAACUCUCCUCAGUCUAAGCCUAAUUACCCACCCCUUUCUCCACCUACUCGGCUGCCCCAGUUACCACCUCCGGUUACUGACACAAGACUAGCAGGACCAUCUGAUCAUAUUGAUUCCUCAGUUACGGGAGUUCAAAGGUUUCGAGAUACUCUAAAAAUACCCUACAAGCUGGAAUUAAAAAAUGAACCAGGGAGAACAGAUUUGAAGCACAUUGUUAUAGACGGAAGCAAUGUUGCAAUUACGCAUGGUUUGCAAAAGUUCUUUUCUUGUCGUGGAAUCGCAAUUGCGGUUGAAUAUUUUUGGAAGCUUGGCAACAGAAACAUCACUGUAUUUGUCCCUCAGUGGAGAACAAGGCGUGAUCCUAAUGUCACAGAACAACACUUCUUAACCCAACUCCAGGAACUCGGAAUAUUAUCUUUAACGCCUGCACGGAUGGUCUUUGGAGAAAGAAUUGCUUCACAUGAUGAUAGGUUCCUGCUACACUUAGCAGACAAAACUGGUGGCAUAAUUGUAACAAAUGAUAACUUCAGAGAAUUUGUGACCGAGUCAGUCUCUUGGAGAGAAAUUAUUACAAAAAGGUUGCUUCAGUAUACUUUUGUGGGGGACAUAUUUAUGGUUCCUGAUGAUCCCCUGGGAAGAAAUGGACCUCGAUUAGAAGAAUUUCUUCAGAAAGAUGUCUUCCUUAGAGAUAUGCAGCCCCUACUCAAUGCCCUGCCUAAUGUAGGCAUGUUUGACCCCAGCUUCAGAGUCCCUGGAGCCCCGGCAACCAGCACCAGCCACCAGCCUCCAGCUCGGAUUCAGGGAGCCCUUCCAAGCCACUGGCUUCCUCAGCAGCCCCACUUUCCCCUCGGUCCCGGUAUACAGCAGAAUCUGCCCAUGCCGACCCAGAGGUCAUCUGCAGAGACCAGCGAGCUGAGGGACGCCCUUCUGAAGAUCUUCCCUGAUGCUGAGCAAAGACUGAAAAUCGACCACAUUUUGGCGGCGCACCCGUACAUGAAAGACCUGAAUGCACUCUCUGCCAUGGUGCUGGAUUGAAGGGGUGCUGUGCUGGUCUUGAGAAGUUAGCGCUCAGGGCUGGCGGGCCGACUCAGGCCACUGUCUGCACCUGAUGAGGAGCACCGUAAUGUGAAGAUACCCAUUUCCUGGUGUAAGUGCUGUUGAAGUAUAUAGAAAAAAGAUCACGUAUCAAAGAAACUGGGGUUUCAAAGCCAGCUGUUUUCUACACAUAAAUGAUGCUGCUGUUACAGAUUUACCAUUUUCUGUAAAAGGAAAGUCUACAUUUUCUGCCUGCUCAGAAUUGUUUAAUAGCAGUUUCUUCUCGAGUGUAUUUUUAUGUUUUUUAAACUAUUUUCCUGAAAGCUGAAGAUAUUGACAAAUGGGUAAGAUUAGCCUUUCUAAAUAAAUAUUUUUUAAAAAGUUUCUUUCUUAAGGAAAGACCUUUUAAAGUAUAUUUUCUUGCGAUGAUCUAUCAGUCCAUUAACAUGAAGUGUGUGCCCCUCAGACCCUGACACCUGUGAGCAAUUAGUCGGAGUUGGGUUGCCCUUAGGGGAUUUUGCACUUGGGAGCCAUUUAUGAGAGUGAACCAGUAUUGCCACUAGAUGGCACCUUGUGCUUGUUCAUUUUUAAUGACCAGGGCAAAGGUUAGCUACAGAAAAUCAGGGCUACGAGAUAUUUUAGCUCAUCUAGCCCCCACCCCCACCCUCACUCAGCAGAAGAGGGAACUGAGGUCUGAUGUAUUCACCAGGCAUGCCCAGGUCCACUGCUGUGGAGAGGCCCAGCUGGGCUGUACUCUCUGUCCAGUAUGUGGAUGCCCUUGCCAGGCCUGGUCCCUGACUUGGCCUGGAAGCAAUGUUUUUGCGUAAGAAGGCAAGGUAGGGCACGAGGAACUUGUGAAGAGUUCCAUUGUUGCGCCAGUGUCCACAGCCACGGGAAAUGAUGCCCUGAUGUGGACUGAGUAUAGCUUUGCCACACCCACCCCCUAACCCCCAAAUCCCCAAGAACGACCAAGUCAAUAAGUCACUCGGGGACUCUGGAGUCCUUGUAUUUAUUUUUUCCUUGUGUUUGUCUCACUAGUAUCCUCCCUCCCAAGCAGCCCUUUCUUUGAGUUUUUCCCAUAUGUCUCUUGGGGCAUGUUGUUCAACUCACCCAGCCUCAACUAUUCACAUGAAGAAGGUAGAAGACUUCCGUCAGCCAAGGAGGUGACUUCAGUCAAUGUUCCCACCUCUUAUUUGUGUCAUAUUUUCAAAGCACAGUGGAGGUGGAGCACAAUAAAUCUGUGCCCUUCCUGAUCCAGUUUUCCCACAGCCUUGCCAAUCCAGUAUUUCUCCUGUUUCAAAGAAGAGACAACAGGAGUCUCACCUUGACUGCCAAAGUCUGAGGCCCAGGGCUGUCUAGAAGAGAGCUGAGCUUCUGUUGCCAGGUGAGGACUGAUGAGGGGUGAGAAGUUUUUUUUUUGUUUUGUUUUAGCUCAACACCUUUGAAUUAUGUAGCUUUUGGGUUCUUAGUAUGGUCUCUGGGCGAUCUACCUACCUACUCCCUUCCUCGUUCUCUGGUGUGGGAAGGAAUGAUGCAGGAGAGCACGUGGGAGAAGUACAGAAAGCCCAUUCUUAUUUCAAAUUAUAAUCGACGAUCUUGUGUGUGAUCAAAUUUAGUCCAUUUUAAUACUUAAACCCCCUGUUAAUCACGCCCUGAAAAAAAUUUUAUUGCCUGCUCUGAGCCUCCUUUGAACUGUAGGCUCAGUAUUGAGACGAAAUAAUAAUGUGUUUGUAGUAUCAACAAUGAUGCUCCCUCAUUUUGUAUGUAAUGAAACCAUCCACCUUUGAUGCAUAGUGACUACCCACCCUGUAUCUCAUGGCCGCCUUGUGAAGCAGGUGCUAGGGAGAGGUGCCACCUUCAUUCACUAGACAAGCUGCCAUGCUCAGAGAGGUUCUCCAACUAAAUAGCUGGUAGAGCUGAAUGAUUCCCAGGCCCCAGGCCGCCGCCUCCGAGAGACAGAGGCUUGUUCGACUGGGUGGUAGCUGAGCAUUCCUAGGCAGGCUCAGCUGUAGCCUGACUGCUGCUGCUCUCGGAGAAAGAGGAGGCACCAGGCAUAUAAAAGAGGGCUCCACGGUGUCCAUACAGACACUCAGUACCGACUAUGGCCAAACCACAAAGUAGCUGCAGCUCUCAGUACCUGAAGAUGAGCCAAGUCCCUUCUCACCUCAGACCCUAGCCAGCCUCCUGACACACCUUUGGGAGUUCUUCACACUCCCUCCUCACCCCCCUCCCCCUUGCCCUCCUGCACUUCCUUGUCAGUGCCCAUCCUCUCCUGUGUCCCCGAGCCCAUCUCUCAGCUCCUGGUAAGUGUGUUGUCAGCUCAUCCCAUUUCAUCAGUAUCUACCUCUUCAUUAUCCUGCCUUAUAUUUUCCAAGUCAUUCGGAUUUUUCAAAAACAAAACAAAAUGAGCCAGGCUUGCAUCUAAUUUUUAAAAAUAGUAAUCCCUUCUCAAAUGUGUGAUGGACAGAAGCAAAGUACACUGUAUCGGGGCUUUUGCCUAAAAAUUUAUAUUUUGUUUUAAAAUGUUUAAUUACUUUAAAUUUAGAUACUUAGGAAAGACUUUUUGCUUGUGUUGUCUUCUGAAACAGGAUGUACUCGCUGGUUGUAGGACCCAUAAUAAAAUAGACUUUGACCUAAAAGAGAUCUCACUGUGACCUUAAAGAGAAAAACACAUAUGCUGUCUCUCUAACAACAACAACAAAGCUUGAUUUGCCCCGAAGAAUCAGCUCUGUUCAUUUUACCACUUCCCAGUUUACAGGCCUGACUGCCCCACCCUGAGGAAAGGUCACCAGUGUCAGGUCAGAGCCCCUUUCAGUAUUCACAUGCAGCAAGGACAGCAUCUGACACCUCCCCUCAGUACUAGAGGUCCAUCAUGCCUUCCUUCUCCUCCCCCAACCAACCACAAACCCAGUCCUUGGCACCUUUUUCUGUCAGUCAGUCUACCUGUUGGACUCAUGGUGGGUAGGGCGUUUUCCUAAAAAGCAGGCUUCCAAGAGAUAUUUCUAUACAAUUCCUUACCUGGAGAUCUGCAACCUCAGUAAGUUCCUUGCAGUGGUGCAGGGGCCACGAUAUGAGAAAGUCUUCACUAUCCUGUUUCCUAACUUUACUAUCGCCCUUUGCAGUGACUACUGUGCUCAUGCUAGCCCUGCCCUCCAGGAAUGUUUUCCCAGCUCAAACUAGAAAGCCUGUGGAAUCCGGGACUCAGUCCUCAGUCCUGGCCUGCACCUGUUCCUCCCUCCCUUUCCCGCCUACACAGUAAAGUCCCUUGCAUCCUUCCUUGUCAUACCAGUCAUCAAAAGCAUCCUUUUGAACAUUAGUUGUCCUCUCAGUUCUCCCCACUCCACCCUAGACUCCACAAUGCUGCCAGGUCUGCCUUCCAGAAACACAUUUCUGGCCCAGUGAGCUGUGACUUGUUUAGCCAGCACAUCAAGUUCAAGCUUCCAUGAGUCUUGUGCCACGAUAGUCUGCCUUCACGCCCAUAAGGGACUGUCCACUUUGUAUAGCUCUACCCAGUCACUGCAGUGCAGCCACAGAUUUCCUCACAGUAGCCCUUUCUCUUGCAGAGACCCAUCCCUGAGUCCUCUGUAUCCUCGCCUGGUCCCUUUAACCUGAAGCAAUCCGUGGUGUUCUGUGACCCCACAGCACAUUGUGUCCCACUUUCAGCACAGGCCACCUGGGCUUCUGUCAUUGCAGCUGAUUGUGUUCUGUGUCUUACUUCUCUUUCUAGACUGUGAGCUCCUUGAGGGCAGGACCGUCUGUGAUUGCUCUUUGUAUUUCUCAUGGCACCUAGCACAGUGCCUUGCACUUAAUAGGUGCUCAAUAAACAUUUGUUCAAUUGAACUCAA